AUGACUGACCAGGCUCUCAUCUUCGACGGCGAAGAGCCGCUUGACCAGAUCGAUUUUGAGGAGGGCUUGAACGAUGACGAUUUCAUCGAGGACGCUGCCCAGUCGGCCGACGAUUUCGACAAUGGCGACUUCGAGCUCGACGGCUUCGAUGAUCUCGGUAUCCCUCAAUACAAUGAUGAGGACGAGGCAGAUGACUAUGAUCCGGAGUAUGACGACAACAUCACUGGCCCGAAGCGCAAGCGCGCUCGACCUAACAGUCUCCCUAAGAAGCGUCAGCCCUUCCAACGUUCUGUCACCGGUGCUCAAACCCACAAUGCCGAGGCCUUCAUUUUGGACGAAGACAAUGAUUUCCUCUACAAGCAGUCUUCCCGUGUUCCUGGUACCUUCGGCCGCUGUGACCGUCGUAAGGGAGAGAGUCUUCCGGCGUACCAUAAGCGUGUCUCUCAUGAGCUGGACUCCGACGACGAACUCAUGAUGCAGAUGCGUGAGAAGGGUUUCAGCGAUCGCCAGAUUGCCGACAGGCUUGCUAGGGACGGUCGUGUUCGCUACGACCCGAAGUCCAUCUCUACACGCAUCAUGCGCAUCCGCCUUGCGCAGGCUGACAAUGUCGAUUUCCUUCUGAAGGAAGGCUACAAGGAAUGGGAGUACGCCGAUGACGAACUACUAAUCCAGGCUCACGCUCUUGCGGACAUCGAGAUCAACUACGAGAUUGAGCGUAUCCGCGCUUGGCGCUUCCGCAAAGUCUCUGAGUACAUGCGCCGGCUUAACAAGGACGCUCUCUUCUCUGCCCUUGCCUGCCGUGAGCGCUACAAUUCCAUCAUGGAAGGCACAGCCCGCAUUCCCACAGAGAUAGAUGACGACCCUGGAGCCCGCCGUGCUGACAUGGAGGAAUUCCGUAUGACCCGCGAGAAGACCCGUACCGAAGAGAAGGCCAAGCAGGACGCUCAGGACGCUGCUGAAGCUAAGGCUAAGAGUGAUACCAAAUCUCGUAACGCUCAAAAGGCUGAGGAGAUCGCCAACAAGCGCGCCGCCAAAGAAUCGGAGAAGGCGAACCGCGCCAUGGCCCGCGCUGCCCAAGCUCAGAUCCGUGCUGCUCGAGCUAUAGACAAUGUCAACACCAAAGCUCAGCGCAAUAACCAGCUCAAGAACCAGAAGAAAGCUCGAGAGGUCAAGAAGCCCGCCGCAAAUGAGAUUAGUCCUUCUACUCUCAACAACAGCAAGAAGGUGCCUUCCGAGACCUCUGACCUACGUUCUUACCUCUCCGUCCCCGACCUGAAGAAGAUGUGCGAAGACCGCGGUCUAGAUCUUCCAAGGAGGAUGAAAAAGGAUAGUCUUGUGCAGGCUCUCAUGGACGCAGAUGAUGAGUUCAGCCAGAACGACCUCAAGAAGAUGUGUCGCUCCAAGGGCUUGAAUGCUAAUGUUAGUAAGUUGCAGAUGAAGCACCAGCUGGCGUUGGCCUCCGCGCAAGCUUAUGGAUCGUAUGGCAAGGGUGUUGCCGCUGCGACUGCGGUGGAGGAUGGCGAUGACGAGAUGGGUAUGGAUGAGGAGUAG
Alternaria atra is the source of this 1551-nucleotide messenger RNA. RefSeq lists its product as uncharacterized. Lineage: Eukaryota; Fungi; Ascomycota; Dothideomycetes; Pleosporales; Pleosporaceae. The coding region runs from base 1 to 1551 and encodes 516 amino acids. The transcript has 4 exons. The record is from RefSeq and is a predicted model, not a curated record.